UUAAGCGCUACUUGUCAUUCGGUCACACUGCUAUUGAAACGAGUAUUAUUGUGUGUGAUAAGGAGGCAAAUUUCAUUAUUCUUUGUAAAAUUGCGUACCGAACUAUGCUCUUAACGAAUAAGCAGCGAAGAUAAUUCCAACCGAAAAAUGCAAAAACAAGAGGAGAUCACAACGCGCCUCAAAAAGAUCUUCGAUUUAUUUCUGCGCGACAACUUUUCGACAACCGACAGUGUUUACUUUGAAAAGCUCAUAACGCACUUGCAAGCAAAGGAGAAUGCCUUUGUACUGCAGGUGCCCUUCGUCACGGAUUGGGUGGACAAGUGUCUGACUCUAAUCAGCGCUGAUUUUCAUCGAGUACACCCCAAGGUGAUAUCGUUUAUGCUGAAUCUUAUCAGUUUCAUGACAUCUAAUGAGUGGAUGGUACUACGGCUGCGAGAGCUGGAUAUUAUGCAUAGGGUUGUGUUCUUUAUGCAGGCGCAGGAGCGCAACUUUAGUCCUUCGAUUAAAUUGAGCGGCAUACGCGUGAUGAAGGCCGUCACAAAAUAUAGCAUGGGUCUGGCGUUUCUGCGUAUGCAACGAACCUGGACGUUGCUCAUCCAUUACAGCAACAACGAGCAUACGUUGUAUGUGGUUCGAGAAGCUCGACAACUGCUUUACGAGAUGUUGUACAAAUUUUGCGACAAAAUGCAAGACGAGGCUGUUACCCUAGAAAUUUUAGCAGAGAUUAUGAAGCCCAUACACGAUAAUGUCUACAUAACUGAUAAUAUCAGUGAAAGUGCCAGCGGGGAGGAGGAACGCAUACAUGUUAGUGUGGAUGAUAAUGAGCUGUUGCACAAGAUCUCGUCAACUGUGGAUCUUCUAUGCUAUAUGCUUCAGCAGACACUGAUCAAUGAAGAGCGCUCGAAACUUGUUUCGUUGCUACGGGAGCAUCAUAAUAUAGAGUUAAACCUCUGGAAGCUCGUUGAAAUGACGCACAAUACUUAUUUCACAGAAAAGAUGCUCAGUACACUUUGUAGCUAUCAUUUUGCUACGCUGGUGCAUGAGAAAAUAUUGAAUCCCGAUUGUGUAGAGCCUCCGGAGCAGUUCACCGAGUUCGGACUGUCGUUUUUUAAUCUCAUGAAAUUCUGUAUACAACGCAACGAUGGCAUUAACUUUGUUAAAAUGGCAGAAUUGCAUCACAUACUUUGGAAGAAGCUGGGCGAUCGAGUGCCCAAGGAAAUCAUUAUACAGGAUGAACGUGUUUCAUUUGAGAAUCAAUUAAUUUGUUUUCAUAUGAUGCCGUUGCUUUUCUCGAUGAAGUUUGCCAUGAAAAUGGCCGAUGAGUCGAAAAGCGAAUUAUUCGAUACGUAUAUUAUGAAACUUUUGGAGAUGUCUUGCGAGCAAACGUUACGAUUGUGCUAUUCCUUAAGAGAUGCCUUCAUCACGCCUGAAGGACGCACUAAUUGCAACUUGUUUACGCCUGAAUUGGCAUGGAAAUGUGUGCACAGCAUUCUCUCAUUGGAGCAUAUACUAGAUCGGGAGCAGGCGGUCACUGUCUGCCAGGCUUUGCUGUAUGCCUUACGUGAAGUUGUGGCACUCAAUCAUGCCAGUCCUCAUACAGAGCCAGAGGAUUGCCAUAGUGCAAGUACAUCGAAUAACUAUUCAGAUAUAUAUCCACGUGGCUCGGAAGUCAUUAUCAAAGAUCCAAAAGUCUUACAUUCCGUUAUGGUUGGACUGCGCACGCUCAUUGAACGCUUUAAGAUCACGUGGAAAGAGUCUGUUGAGACAAUUGGUCUGGUUAACUGCUUGGCAUUUGUGUUAGAGAACUGUAACAUGGAUCCAACCUGUACCGUACAGGCUCUGAAGCUCGUGCAAUUGUCUGUGGAGCAUUUUCUGUCCCCCAAUAUGGCACUGCUUGUGGAUAACCUACAGGGUUCGGCAUUGGUUUGCCUGGGUCCGAUUAUUGUCAAACGAAUGCACGAUACCGCCUGGGAAGUUCGCGACUCUGCAUUGGAGUUGACCACAUCUAUUGCCUGCAUCUCUCGCAUAAAGUUUCCCGCAUUCCAACAAUUUCUUAUUGACGGCAAAAUGCCAACAAUUGUUUAUGAAAUGGCUAAGCAUGAUAGUGAGCCAUAUGUGCGUGCCUCUGCGUACAAAUGUCUGUCGAAAAUGGUACCGAUCAAUUCGCUAUGGGAGAACGGACUUAGCCAAUUGGAUAUGGUGGAUCAUUUGCUUUAUGUACUUUAUCGCGAAAAUGAGGAUAUUGUGCGCUCCGAGGCCAUAUUAACGCUGUGCAAGAUCUAUGAUCAUCGCAAGAUACCCAGCAAAUAUAAGAACACAUUAUUUUCAACGCUCAACUAUUGUGUAGUCGGCGAUCAUCAUUGGGAAGUAAAGGUGAAUGCACUUUGCUUUUGGCGCAUGGAAUUUAAUCGUCAACUAAACAAUCAGGGCAUGAUUGAUGGCGCCUUUCCCACCGUUACCUUUUCCAAGGAGCACAAAAAGAUUGUUACACUGACCACACGCGAGAUUAAGCUGCGUGUGGCUAAAGUUUUGGCUGAAGUACAGCAAUAUGGUUACUAUGGCAUAAUACUAAAGUGUCUUCACGAGGAAUAUGCCAAAGAGGUGCUAAAUAUAAUUGUGACUGGCAUCAAAGCGAUGAAUGAUAAGCUGAAUGAAUAUGAUUUUGAGAUCAUUUUAAAUGAUAUUGAAACCCUAACCCAGCCAGUAAGCACUGCCAGUUCGAACGCUUCAUUAACAAUCGAAGAGCCGAUGUCAAUUGAGCCAAGUGUGGAUGAGGCUGAGCUAAGUGCAAAUGCUGACCAAGCAGACGAUAUUAUCGAAUCUAUAUUAAAUGCACAGGAUAUGCAACUUUUGGAGAAUACAUUUAAAAAGCAAAUGCAUUUUGAUAAUGUGGAUACCUCGAAACGUCAUAUCGAUGAGUUCUAUUAUAAGCAGUUUGCAGUUUCUGUGCGCGAAUGGAAACAGGAAAUUAGUAAAUUUGAUUUGGAUAAGCUAGUCAAACAACAGGAAGAGUGGUUUGACUGCACCGAUAAUUUGGUUUGUCUUUUGGAUGACAUACUGAAUGCUAUUAAACGUGAUGAUAAUAUGAUAUCUGAUUGCUAUUGAUUCAGACAAAGUGUUCAAAUGUUAAUCUAUUUAAGC
Molecule: messenger RNA, 3141 nt
Organism: Drosophila hydei
Lineage: Eukaryota; Metazoa; Arthropoda; Insecta; Diptera; Drosophilidae
Exons: 6
Coding region: 148-3105 (985 amino acids)
Biological process (GO): positive regulation of protein phosphorylation; cell population proliferation; DNA damage response
Cellular component (GO): nucleus
Source: RefSeq, a predicted model, not a curated record